UACCUCUCCAGAUCAGAUUGUUUGAGACAGAGGCAGCGGGGUGUGGAGACAGCGGCAAAAAGGAGACCGUGAACGUGCCGCGUGAGGAAAAGAGGAAACUGGCAGGUUACAGCGCACCUUUACAGGUCUACCUGAUGGCGACCAGUGACUGCUCCCCUGUUAUAUUUCGAAAAACAUUUGAUAACGCCUUCUACUUUCAAGUGGUAACAAAAGCAGAUAUAGGUUUGGAGUCCGACGCUUUUCAGGCCAGUGAACUGCCGAGUGAAAAAUGUUGGGUCCAAAGCAAAGACAACAAAACCCUGCUGUUAUUGAAUAAGGAGCACUUUGAAGCACAGAACCUGGACAGCGGUGAGCUGGGUCAACCUGACUGCCAUUUCAAAAUCAAGACUUUCAAUCAAGUCCCAGAGGAAAGUAAAGUGCCGGCAGCCAUGCUAUAUGUCACCGUAGACAAUGAGAACAUGGUGGUGUGCUGUGGGAAGGAGCAGAAAAUUUAUCCUGAGAAAAAGGAUAUUCCACAAGGAAUUGAUGGAAACAAGAGCAAGGAAAUAUUCUACAUGACCAAACUCGAAUCAUCCGGCUGUUAUGAGUUUGAGUCCUCUGAGUACCGAGGGUAUUACCUGGGAUUUCAGCCCGAUGCAAGUGAUCCUUCUUUCAUCCAACUGGUCUUGCAUCCUAAAUGUGGAGGUGAAGCGGUUGACGCUUGUGAGGAAAUGCCUGUUCUCAACCGUUUGACGACACAAAUCCAGUCACAGCAGGCUCGUGCAGGUCUUGUAUUGGUGUUUCUGGGAUUUGAGGACAGAAAAAAACUGUUUCGAUAAAGAAGCUCAAUUUUAUGGCUUUUUAUUAAUGUACACUGCCACCUUAUUUAUAUUAAAAGCACGCUAAAAAACUAGAGUUACCGUCUCGCAGUUGUAUGCCUCCGAAAACCAUUCAGGUUGAACUUACAGUUUACAUCCAUGUCAGUGAAAACAUGGAUGCUUCCCCAGCAGCGCACAAGAUCUAUACAAUCAGGACAGUUUUAAGUUCAGUGUCACCAAUUCACAAUAAUAUUUGUGAAAUCUGGUCAUAGUUAGUGUAUGAAUUCUUAUGGCACAGUGACCUUGACCUUUGACUUUUGACCACCAAAUUGCAAUGAGUUCAUUCUUAAGUCAAGUGGAUGUUUGUGCCAAAUUUGAGGAACUUCCAUCAAGGCCUUCAGGAGAUAUCACAUUCAAGAGAAUGCGACAUACGGGGUCACAGUGACCUUGACCUUUGACCACUAGAAUCUAAUUAGUUUGUUCUUGACUUCAGUUGGACGCUUGUGCCAAAUUUGAAGAAAUUCCUUGAUUGCCUUCUUGAGGUAUUGCAUCAACAAGAAUGAGACGUGUGUACGUACAGACAGACAGCAAAAACCUAAUACCUACGGCCAAAGCCAUCACCGGCCAAAGCCAUAAAAAUUCCUGGUGUGAAUCAAUUUAUUUUCAUUGUGAAUUGAAAAAUAGUCGGUGAGUCUUUCUGCUAAAUCUGGCCCACGGGCCGCAAGUUGAGUAUCACUGGUACAGUGUAUAAUUAAUGUAGGUUUAAUGGCACAAAGACACGUAAAUAAAGCCCUGUUUCCACCAAACACUUUCGGCAUUGUACCUCUGGAACCAAAGUAACCCUUGAGACAUGGUACUUAGACCUUAAUGUUUCCACCACAGACAGUCCUCUUAAAUGUUGGCGGGGUUGUUGUCACUCACUGCUCCGUCCAGCA
This is a messenger RNA of Epinephelus lanceolatus (giant grouper), 1732 nucleotides long. RefSeq lists its product as uncharacterized. Gene Ontology annotation, molecular function: cytokine activity. The record is from RefSeq and is a predicted model, not a curated record. Gene Ontology annotation, biological process: immune response; inflammatory response. Lineage: Eukaryota; Metazoa; Chordata; Actinopteri; Perciformes; Serranidae.